CUUCUCAUUUAAUGACUUCUGUGUCUUACUAUAUUAUCUUGUAUUGUAGAAGAUGAUACUUCUAGUAACCCACAAUUCCAACUACUUGGCAAGGAAUUCUGGGCCCUCUUCAUUUAAAAAAAUACAGUUAAAAAUGUGUUGUGGGCCCCUAGAAUCAUUACCACCUUUCACCCCAUUAGCUACGGCCCUGUUUGUAAUCACAGGUGUGCGAGUGGAAAGAUCCCGAUCAGCUGAGAACUCUUCUGGACCUGGAGCUCCGAGAACAUGGAGAAUCUCACCAGCAGUUACUGCAAAGGGUCCAAGAUGUGGCGAGAUACAGCGUUAAAACCUGUAUGUUGGAUUUAUUCUUUGCUCAGAAAGUUCUGAUGCCCCACGCUGACGGACAGCAAAACGAUGAACUUUGAGACCCCCCACACCACACCAAAGACUGCAUCCUAGUACCAGCUCUGUUCCCAAUCCUGGUCCUGUGGGCCCCCAACAAUGCACAAUUAGUUUUGGGGUACACCCAAUUCAGGUCAUGGAGCUUGAAUCAGGUCAUCCUCAUUUCUUCAACCAGCUGUUUGCUGGGGUGGACUACCAUGCCCUGACCGGACGAUUGCUCACUGAAACUCUGAACACCAGCCAGUACACCUAUGAAGUGGCUCCGGUGUUUGUCCUAAUGGAGGAGGAAGUGCUUUGUAAACUACGUGCUCUGGUUGGAUGGCCAAAAGGAGAUGGUAUAUUCUGUCCUGGAGGUUCUAUGUCCAACAUGUAUGCCAUGAAUGUUGCACGAUACUGGGCCUUCCCCCAAGUGAAGACAAAAGGCCUGUGGGCCGUACCGCGACUGGCCAUAUUUACUUCACAGCAGAGUCAUUACUCCAUGAAAAAGGCAGCUGCUUUUCUUGGUAUUGGAACGGAUAAUGUUUUCCUUGUACAAGUGGAUGAGAGAGGCAGCAUGAUACCAGAAGAACUGGAAGCAAAAAUUUUGCAGGCAAAAUCCCAAGAUGCUGUCCCAUUCUUUGUCAAUGCCACAGCGGGCACGACAGUGCAGGGUGCCUUUGAUCCCCUCAACCGUAUCGCUGACAUAAGUGAAAGAAACGGCAUGUGGAUGCAUGUUGACGCCGCUUGGGGAGGAAGUGUGCUGUUUUCCAAAAAACACAAGCAUCUGGUUUCAGGGAUAGAAAGAGCCAACUCUGUGACUUGGAACCCCCACAAAAUGCUUCUAGCUGGCCUGCAGUGCAGUGUGGUUUUGUUACGAGAUACCACGAAUUUGCUGAUGCGCUGUCACAGUGCCAACGCAACUUACUUGUUCCAACAAGACAAGUUUUAUGAUACAAGUCUGGACACGGGAGACAAGUCUAUACAGUGUGGGCGUAAGGUUGACUGUUUGAAACUCUGGUUGAUGUGGAAGGCAAUAGGAACACAUGGCCUUGCAGAACGUGUGGAAAAGGCUUUUGCCCUUGCAAGGUAUUUAGUUGAAAAAAUGGAGAAACGAGAGAAUUUUCAGCUGGUCUGUAAGGGGCAGUUUGUGAAUGUUUGCUUCUGGUUUAUACCACCAAGUCUGAGAGGAAAAGAGAACAGUGCGGAUUACCAGGAAAGCUUAUCAAAGGUAGCGCCAGUGAUCAAAGAGAGAAUGAUUAAACAUGGGACAAUGAUGGUGGGUUACCAGCCCAUGGAUGGACAAGUCAACUUCUUCCGUAUGGUUGUUGUUUCACCUCAGCUGACCACCAAUGACAUGGAUUUCUUUCUUGAUGAGAUAGAGAGACUAGGAAUGGACCUGUAAUUAGUUUGUCUUCUCACCACAAUAUAGGCUAUAUCCAAUCACAUCACCCCUCUCACCAUCCCAUUGUACUUUUAUGUCCAAUUUUCAAAUGAGCUUAUUUUUUAAAGGUAACAAAAGCUCUCUGAAUUAACAUUUUGACUUAGCAGCACACAAUACUUACUACAAUGAUAAUGCCAGCAAGAAAAUAGGCAUCCACAGAGGUCAAUUCAUCCUUAUUUUUAAUGAGAUAUGUAGGGAAGGAACAAACAGUAUUUUCUUGAUAGAUUAUAGAGUGCUACCUCUUGUACUUCUAAUUUAUGCAUACUCUGCUAAAUGUUAAUGUCUGUAUAUGUUGUGAAGAGGUUGAUAAAGUGAAUGAAUCUAAUAGAUUCUGGCCUAAAUAAGUAUGAAAGAAACUUUAAAGGUGCUAUAAGUAAUUUCAAUCGACUGUUUUGCUAAAUUCUGACAGAUUUAGCCACUGGAUUAGUUCACUCCCAUCCCUUCAACACCUGUUAAAGGAACAGUUCACCCAAAAAUGAAAAUUCUCAUCAUUUACUCACCCUCAUGUCAUUCCAGAUGAGUAUGACUAUCUUUCUACUGCAGAACACAAAUGAAUAUUUUUAGAAGAAUAUCGCAACUCUUUAUGUCCAUAAAAUGUAGGUGACCAAAACUUUGAAGCCCCAAAAAGCACACAAAGGCAGCAUGAAAGUAAUCCAUAAGACUCCAGUGAUUAAAUCCAUGUCUUCAGAAAUGAUCCAAUUGGUUUUGGGUGAGAACAGACUAAAAUAUAACUCCUUUUUCACUGUACAACUUGCAUUGCAGUCUCUAGCCACGAUCAUGGUUUCUAGCUUGAUUACUCUUCCUAGUGCUUGAAGCAUGUGCAGAGUGCUAAAUGGCGCUAGGAAGUGUAAUCGAGCUUGAAAUCAAGAUUGCCAAGGAGACCGCUGAUGUCAAGGUUUAUAGUGAAAAAAAUAGUUCUAUUUUUGUCUGUUCUUACCUAAAAUCGAUUGGAUCACUUUGAAGAUUUAAACACUGGAGUCGUAUGAAUUACUUUCAUGUUGCUUUCAUGUGUUUUUUGGAGCUUCAAAGUUUUGGUUCCCUAUUCACUUGCAUUGUGAGGACCUACACAGCUGAAAUAUUCUUCUAAAAAUAUUUGCGUUCUGCAGAUGAAAGAAAGUCAUACACAUCUGGGGGGCUGUGGUGGCUAAAUGAGGGGCAGUGGUGGCUCAGCGGUUAAGGCUCUGGGUUACUGACCAGAAGGUUGGGCACCGCCAAGAUGCCACUGUUGGGCCCUUGAGCAAGGCCCUUGACCCUAUCUGCUCCAGGGGCACCAUAUCAUGGCUAACCCUGCACUCUGACCCCAGCUUAGCUGGGAUAUGUGAAAACAAAUACAUUUCACUGUAUAUAUGCAAAAAAUGUAUGUAUAAUGUGUGACCAAAAUAAAGGCUUCUAUUCUUCUCUAAA
Messenger RNA from Myxocyprinus asiaticus (Chinese sucker), 3205 nucleotides. Its product is annotated as cysteine sulfinic acid decarboxylase-like. Gene Ontology annotation, cellular component: cytoplasm. Lineage: Eukaryota; Metazoa; Chordata; Actinopteri; Cypriniformes; Catostomidae. The coding region runs from base 518 to 1762 and encodes 414 amino acids. The transcript is spliced from 12 exons. Gene Ontology annotation, molecular function: sulfinoalanine decarboxylase activity; pyridoxal phosphate binding. The record is from RefSeq and is a predicted model, not a curated record. Gene Ontology annotation, biological process: carboxylic acid metabolic process.